Anopheles funestus (African malaria mosquito) is the source of this 5015-nucleotide messenger RNA. RefSeq lists its product as uncharacterized. NCBI's taxonomy places the organism in Eukaryota, Metazoa, Arthropoda, Insecta, Diptera, Culicidae. The transcript is spliced from 7 exons. Gene Ontology annotation, molecular function: oxidoreductase activity, acting on paired donors, with incorporation or reduction of molecular oxygen; heme binding; monooxygenase activity. The coding region runs from base 182 to 4819 and encodes 1545 amino acids. The record is from RefSeq and is a predicted model, not a curated record.
UCUGACAGGAAAUGUGUUAAAAAAAGGCACCUUACCAGAUGAUAAUAGUGCCCCCGGUACAAGCUUUUAAUUACACACCUAACAUUACCGAGUCAUCCUUGUGACGCGAAAGUAUCGUAGAACAGAUAUUUUAACCAUCGGUCCAGUAUCUCUCCAACAGUCAAGCGUACAGCAUCACAAGAUGUGGGUUAAUCUGCUCGUAUUAGUGCUUCUGGUGGCAGUUUUUUGGGUUUGGCAACGAUUUUCCUACUGGAAACGGCGCAAUAUCCCGUACAUUACACCAUCGUUUCCCCAGGGAAAUUUGACCGGCGUUGGCAAGAAGCGCCACAUGUCGGCAAUACUCCAAAAUUGCUACAAACAGCUAAAAAGUUCUGGUCAAUCAUACGGUGGUGUUUACUUCUUCAUCAAUCCCGUAGCGCUGCUCAUUGAUCCGGAACUUAUAAAGGUGGUUUUGGUGAAAGAUUUCCCAUACUUUCACGAUCGCAACCUUUAUUCCAACGAUCGCGAUGACCCACUGUCGCACCAUCUUGUCGCCAUGGAGGGAACCAAGUGGAGAAACCUGAGAGCGAAGCUAACUCCCACCUUCACGUCGGGCAAAAUGAAACUGAUGUUCUCCACUGUGACGGCUGUAGCGGAACAGUUUCACAAGUGUAUGGCGGAAGAGAUCAGACACAGUUCCGUGGUGGAGAUGAAGGAUCUACUGGCACGCUUUACCACCGACGUGAUUGGUUCGGUUGCGUUCGGACUCGAGUGCAACAGUUUGCAAGAUCCCGAUGCAGAGUUCCGUGUGAUGGGACGCAAAGUAUUCCAAUUGUCACCCUACCGGGCGCUCAAGCUGUUUCUAGCUGCACAAUUCCCGCAUAUAGCGCGAGCAUUUCACGUAACCCUAACGCUCCCGGACGUAGCGAAAUUUUUUACGGGUGUCGUAAACGACACAAUCGACUUUCGGAAAACUAAUAAUGUGCAACGAAACGAUUUUAUGACACUGCUAAUGAAGAUACUGAAGGAACAGGAGGAGAGUGGAUCAAUCGAUGAUGGGCAGAAAGAUCAUCUCACACUGGACGAUAUUGCGGCGCAAGCGUUUGUGUUUUUCCUGGCCGGUUUUGAAACGUCCUCCACAGCGAUGUCGUUCUGUUUGUACGAGUUGGCUCUCCAUCAGGAUCUGCAGGAUAAAGCCCGACAGAACAUAACGGAGGUGCUGAAAAAGUAUGACUCUAUUAGCUACGAAGCAUUACAUGAGAUGAAGUACAUCGAUAUGUGCAUCAAUGAAUCUCUUCGAAAGUAUCCACCAGUGACUACCCUUACUCGUAGAGUUGAGAAGGAUUAUCGUGUGCCCGGUGCUGAUCAAGUGCUGCAAAAAGGCAUCAUGGUUGCUAUACCUGUUUACGCCCUCCAACACGAUCCGGACCAUUUCCCUAAUCCGGAACGUUUCGAUCCGGAGCGAUUUACACCGGAACAGAGUGAAAAGCGGCAUCCGUUCACUUUCCUUCCUUUCGGCGAGGGUCCACGAGUAUGUAUUGGACUUCGGUUCGGCAUGGUACAGGCACGGAUUGGGUUGGUAUAUCUCCUGAAGCAUUUCCGUUUUACGCUCGCAACAGACAAAACAAGUGUUCCGUUAAAGAUUACGCCAUCCAGUACCAUUCUGACCAUCGACGGGGGACUAUGGUUAAAUGUGGAAAGGUUGUAUUUGAUUUCGCACUUAAGCCGGUUCAGAAGUAUGUACCUUCAAGUGGUGGGCAUUCUGGUUGCGGUCGUGGUUACUUGUCUCGCUUGGAUUAAGCGCCGGUACCAAUAUUGGAAGGCGCGCUCCGUUGCCUUCAUCGCUCCAGAGUUUCCGUACGGUAACUUUGGUACACUCGGGAAGCUGGAACACAUUGCACCGAUCACCCAACGGCAUUACAAUUACUUCCAGCAGUUAAAGGUCCCAUACGGUGGGGUGUUUAUGCUGACAACCCCACUGCUUUACAUCUUCAACACGAAGCUGAUCAAGACGCUGCUGGUGAAAGAUUUCCACUACUUCCCGAACCGUGGCGUUUACUUUAACGAACGUGAUGAUCCACUGUCGGCGCACAUGUUCGCCAUCGAGGGACAAAAAUGGCGCACGCUGCGUGCCAAACUAUCGCCUACCUUUACAACUGGUCGCAUCAAGAUGACGCUACCACUAGUGAUGGAAGUGUGUCAGCGGUUCUGUGAUCAUCUGCACCAAUCGUUGCAAACAUCCGCCGAGGUCGAAAUGCACGAUCUACUUUCGCGCUACACGAUCGAUGUCAUUGGAGCGUGUGCGUUUGGCAUCGAGUGUAACAGCUUCCGGGAUCCAGAUAACGAAUUUCGACGGUAUGGUAAGAUCGCGUUCGAUAAGCUCCGCCAUUCACCGCUAGUUGUGUAUUUGAUGAAAGCCUUUCGGAAGCACGCCAACGCUUUGGGCAUGAAGCAACUUCACGAUGACGUUUCCAGCUUCUUCAUGCGCGUGGUCAAGGACACGAUCGAGUAUCGCGAACGGGAACAGAUCGUGCGUAAUGAUUUCAUGGAUCUGCUUCUGAAGCUAAAGAACACGGGACGGCUUGAGAGCGGGGGUGAGGAUUUAGGGCGGCUAACGUUCGAGGAGAUUGCCGCUCAAGCGUUUAUCUUCUUCACUGCUGGCUAUGAUACGUCCUCAACGGCUAUGACUUACACGCUUUACGAGCUGGCACUAAAGCAGGACGUGCAGGACAAGGCACGACAGUGCGUAAAGGAGACGCUCCAGAAAUAUGACGGAAAGCUAAGUUACGAGGCUGUGUCCGAUAUGAGCUAUCUCGACCAGUGCAUUAAUGAAACGUUGCGCAAACAUCCACCUGUAGCAAUACUGGAGCGUAACGCCGAUAAGGACUACAGGUUACCGGACAGUGGAUUGUUACUGCGUCGUGGUCAGAAGAUCAUGAUACCGAUCUACGCCAUGCAUCACGAUUCGACCCACUUUCCCGACCCGGAACAAUAUCGACCGGAGCGAUUUUCACCGGAGGAGGUCGCCAAACGUGACCCUUACUGUUAUCUACCGUUUGGUGAAGGACCACGCAUCUGUAUCGGGAUGAGAUUUGGGUCGCUACAGGCAAAGAUGGGUUUGGCAAGCAUGCUUGAUCGUUUUCAAUUUAGCCCGUGCGAAAGGACGCAGAUACCGGUACAGUACUCGCGGACCAACUUCAUUCUUGGACCGGCGAAUGGUGUCUCGGCAGUUGCCAUUUCUAGUGGCAAUUGGCAUACGGCCGUGCGCCCAUCCACGACGUUUAGUACUGCACCAAUGGAGCUCGUGGUAGCAUCGCUGGUCAGUUUGGGUGCGAUUCUAGCGACAUUCUGUCUGGGUGUGUACCUUUUCGUGACGCGUAAGUACUCCUUCUGGCGGGCUCAUAAUGUACCGUACGUGGAACCGGAGUUACCGUACGGGAACUUCAAAGAGAUGGGCAAAUCGAUCCAUCCGGCCCACCUUAGUCAGCGGUUUUAUGAGCGGUACAAGAGCGACGAAGGUCCCGGUUUCGUUGGGUUGUACAUUUUCGUCAAUCCGGUGCUGCUCGUUACGAAUCUACGUUUGGCGAAGCGAAUACUGAUCGAAGACUUCCAUCACUUCCCUGACCGGGGUGUGUACUACAACGAGAAGGACGACCCACUCUCGGCACAUCUGUUUGCGAUCGAGGGUCAACGAUGGAAGGAUUUGCGGGCGAAGAUCACACCAACGUUUACGAGUGGUCGUAUGAAAGCUGCAUUCCCGCUGGUGCUGGAUAUAGCUGAACAGUUUUGUGACUUUUUACGGGAGCGGUACACCUCCGGCGACAUGGUUGAGGUACGCGAUCUUAUGGCCCGCUUCACAACGGACGUGAUCGGAUCGUACGCGUUCGGUUUGGAGUGUAACAGCUUUCGGGAUCCACAGAACGAAUUCCGACGGAUUGGUCGCAAGCACUUCGAUACACCGCGCAAUCAUCCACUCAAAGUGUUUAUCAUGAAAACGUUCCGUGGACUAGCGAAUCGGCUCGGACUCAAGCUGUUGCAUGACGAUGUGGCUACCUUUUUCCAAAGUGUCAUUCGACAGACGAUCGAACAUCGCGAACAGCACGGUAUAGGGAGAAGCGAUUUUCUUGACCUCCUGAUAAGACUGAAGAACACGGGCUCACUGGAAGGCUCGAACGAGAUAGUGGGCCGGCUGUCGGGUGACGAAAUUGCCGCACAAGCGUUCAUCUUCUUUACCGCCGGUUUUGAGACGUCGUCCAGUGCGAUGACAUACACACUGUAUGAGCUGGCACUGAACCAGGAACUUCAACAGAGGGCCAGAGACUGUGUCAUGGACGCACUGGAAAAACACGCUGGAGUCUUGUCGUACGAAUCGUCCAAGAACAUGCUUUACUUGGAUCAAUGCAUCUAUGAAACCCUUCGCAAGUACCCACCGGUAGCGAUAUUGGAGCGAACAGUUGCCAAACCUUACAGACUCUCGGACACCAACAUCGUUCUGCAUCGUGGAAUGAAGAUCAUGAUCCCGGCCUAUGCCAUCCAUCACGAUCCGGACAUCUAUCCCAAUCCGGCCACAUACGAUCCGGAUCGGUUCACUCCCGAACGGAUGGCCCGACGUGAUCCUUGCGCAUAUCUGCCAUUCGGGGAAGGUCCCCGCAUAUGUAUCGGGUUGCGGUUCGGUAUGAUGCAGGCACGUAUCGGGUUAGCGCUACUGUUAAAACAUUUCCAGGUGUUGCCCUGCAAGGAGACGGACGUACCCUUGACCUACUCUCCGCAAGCAUUCGUACUGACGCCCGUUAAUGGCGUGCGGUUGCGGUUGGCUAAAUAUGAGCUAAACGAGCCGUAGAAAACGAGCGUUAUUUACGUUCGGAACUUUAGUUUUGUUGAAUUUCUUAUUUGAAUCUGCAUGUGCAAAAAUGGAGUGAACACUUUUGGUUAGAAUUAUAUUACAAAGUUUUUGAAAUUGUUCUCAUUUAUUAUGGAAAUGUUCGGAAUGAGACUGAACGCAGCUCUGUAUCAGAAUAAAAGAAUAAAUUAUUAUA